This is a messenger RNA of Lactuca saligna, 1395 nucleotides long. The record is from the annotation of a GenBank genome assembly. NCBI's taxonomy places the organism in Eukaryota, Viridiplantae, Streptophyta, Magnoliopsida, Asterales, Asteraceae.
AUGGAAUACCAGGCAAACUACUCCAUCUGGGAUGGGCUAUACUACCACCCACAUCUAUUUGGUGGCAUAAUGUUAACAGCUGCAUUGCUUGGUCUUUCCACAAGUUAUCUAAGUGGUAUAGCUUGUUUCCCUACUAUUCCAUACAUGUUACCUUAUUUAGGAAAUCUCCAGAAGCAAAAAUCCGGAAAGAAACGUAUCCGUGUUUACAUGGAUGGGUGUUUUGAUCUUAUGCAUUAUGGUCAUGCAAAUGCUUUAAGACAAGCCAAAGCUUUAGGAGAUGAAUUAGUGGUUGGAGUCGUAAGUGAUGAAGAAAUCAUAAAGAACAAAGGUCCUCCUGUUUUAUCCAUGGAAGAGAGGUUGGCACUUGUUAGCGGAUUGAAGUGGGUUGAUGAGGUUAUUGCUAAUGCACCUUAUGCUAUUACUGAAGACUUUAUGAACAGUCUUUUUAAGGAGCAUAAGAUUGAUUAUAUCAUACAUGGAGAUGAUCCUUGUUUGCUUCCUGAUGGAAGUGAUGCAUAUGCUUUAGCAAAGAACGUUGGGCGUUACAAACAGAUCAAAAGAACAGAAGGUGUUUCAAGCACAGACAUUGUAGGAAGGAUUCUUGCAUCAAUGGAAGAUAAAGAAGUUAAUGGAGAAAGUAAUGAAAUGAGUAGAAGAAGCAUCGAGAGUCAUUCCAAAUCCAAACAUGCAUCUAACUUUUUGCCUACAUCAAGAAGAAUUGUGCAAUUUUCAAAUGGCAAAGGGCCUGGACCGAAUGCUCGUGUUGUGUACAUUGAUGGAGCAUUUGAUCUUUUUCAUGCUGGCCAUGUUGAGAUUCUGAAGAGUGCAAGACAGCUUGGAGAUUUUCUAUUAGUAGGCAUAUAUACAGAUGAAACUGUUGGCCAACAACGAGGGGCUCAUUUCCCAUUAAUGCAUCUGCAUGAACGCAGUCUCAGUGUUUUGGCUUGUCGAUAUGUUGAUGAAGUCAUCAUUGGUGCUCCUUGGGAAAUCACAAAAGACAUGAUUGCGACUUUUAACAUCUCUACGGUUGUGCAUGGAACUGUUUCUGAAAGCGAAUCUACUCUCAAUGGGAUGGUGGACCCUUAUUCGGUUCCCAAAAGCAUGGGCAUUUUCAGGAUUCUGGAAAGCCCAAAAAACAUCACAACUACUUCGGUAGCUCAAAGAAUAAAAGCUAAUCAUGAGAUAUACGAGAAGCGAAAUGAAAAGAAGGAAGCUAGUGAGAAGAAAUUUUAUGAAGAGAGGAAAGCACCUGCAACAGAGAUUGCAGUCUCGCUGGCCCGAUUUGCAUUUCGGCGUAAGUCUGAUCGCAGAAACAGAAAUCGCUUGCCGGAGCACUCCUCCUUCCGGCGCUGGCUGAAUAUUUCCGGGAAAUGGUGUUGUCAAGGUUUAGUUUGA